CUGGGUUUUGAUUGGUCCGUUGGGGCUACGCGGGUGAAGUCAUUAUCUCACGCGUUGACGGCCGAAAGCCUCCGUUUUAUGAACUUCUAGUGUCGAGAAGAAAAGCCACGCUGGGGAAAAGGAACCGUUUGCCAGUGAGGAGAGUGACCUAAUAGAGUUUGGCGCUGCUUCAAGAAGCCUCCUGGAAUAAGAAAGACUCGAUAAAUAAGCUUGUAAGCUGGGGAGUAUUUUUCUGUGCGAGGAUUGGCGUGAAGCUUCAAAGAUCUCACUCCGAGCCAGUGAAACAGUCUGUUCAACUCCAGAGUACCCCAAGAAGCGCCGCAGUUGUUUACAGAAGUCGGAUAUCCCAGAAGUCUCACAGAAAGGUCAACGGGGAGCAACUUCGACGCUUGUUGCAUUCGAAGCUUUUUGUGGCCAGAGUAAAGGAACUGGGCCAAGUAUUUUACUGAGAGAAGCUCUCCAGAGGGACAAUGAGCGGAGGAGGAGAGCUGCCGGGAGUGGUCCGGGCCAGGUACGAGGACGUCUGUGCCGAGCUGAACAUGGACGAGGAGACGGCCGAGAAGGCCUGGAGCUCCUACAAAAACAUCAACAACGACUACGUGCUGGAGGGAGACCAUAUUGAGUGGUUGGGCUGUGCGCUGUACGUGGCUGGUCAGUUGUCCACCAUGGAGACUGUAGAGGGAGUCCAAGCAACUGGGAAUAACGUUUCCCUGACCCACAUUCUGAGGAGCACCAAGCUAAGUCUGAUAGAGUUUUUCAAGAAGAUGAAGAAGUGGCAGGAGAUGACUAAACUGCUGCACGACUUCCAGAAGAAGAUCGACACUCUGGAGCGCAAGUUUGAAGUUGCGUCCAUCAUCUUCUCCAAGUACCACCGAGUGUUCCACGACCUGUUCUCCCCCCUCGAUGAGAAACCUACCGCCGCCAGCCGUCGCGGAGGACGGAAAAAACAUGGGAACAAACCUUGCUCCACUGCAGAGCUAUUCAAGUUUGGGUGGACACUCUACAUCCACAUCAAAGGGCAGUACCCUCAAAUCAACGACGAUCUCGUCAACUCCCAUCACCUUCUCCUCUGCUGCAUGGACAUGCUGUUCUGUGCAGCGGUGGCUGGGAAAAGACGAGAUCUACUGAACCCCGACUGCCCUCUCCUCCCUCAAGACUUUGCCUCCCCCAACUUUGUCACCUCCGAUGACAAGAUGUGUGUCUUGACCGAACUCUCUGAACAAUACGGAGCAAUAGAGAAGGAGUGUCGUGUGAUACGAGACUUCUACUGGAGAGGACCAAUGAAAAGGAUGUUUGAGAAGAAGGAACUCUCAGGGUUGCAGGCUGGAAAUCUGAAACACAGCGUCACCAUUGAUUCUGCCUUUGUCAACAUGAUCAGUUAUGCCAACUUCCACAGCAACCAGAGGGCUCUGGACAGGGAGUAUGAGAUUAACAUGCUGGCAAACGGUGAUUUCGAUGAGAGAAUGUUCCUCCAUCCCAACGCCAGCGAGGAGAUCGGGACUCCGUCUCGCCUCAACACCACUCUCUCUGCCCGACUCAUGAUGACUCAGACUCCGCCACACCACGUGCAGUACCGUACUCCACUGCUAGGGAGAGAGUAUCUCACUACUGCCAGUAACAGUAUGACGCCAGUGUCGGAUGCCACUCACUCGGUCACCCAGCUCCACCUCCUGUUGGAGAACAAACCUCCCUCGCCGGCUGAGGACCUCUGCCGGAUGUGUGGUUCCUGCACGGCCAACCCUCUCCCCGACAUCGAGAGACGAGUGGCCAGCUUGGGAGAGGCUUUCCUCAGAUGCUCUCCACAGGAGACGGAGACAACUCCAGACAGUUUCACGAAACUCCGCCUCCACCUGGCCACCUCUCUCUACUACAAGCUCCUCCUGGGAGUGGUGCGGGACGAGGCCGAGGUCAAGAAGGUGAACGUGACCACACUCCAGAUCAUGCUGGAACACGAGCUGUUCCACAAGGCUCUGUUUGCUCUCAGCACCGAGAUUGUCCUCUUCUCUUACAACUCACACAGCAGGGUGUUCCCCUGGGUUCUGGGGGUGUUUGAAGUGAGCGCCUAUCAUUUCUACAAGGUGAUUGAGGUGGCCAUAAAGGUGGAGACCAAUUUACCUCGCAGCAUUAUCAAACACCUCAACAGGGUGGAGGAGAAUGUACUGGACUACCUGGCCUGGACCUCCGACUCUCCCCUCUACGAUGCCAUCGAGGCUGCUGGCUCCGCCUCCUCCUAUGAGGACGUGGCUCUUCCCCCGCCCACUGCAGGGGGCAUGGCCACACCCCUCGUACACCACACCCACUCCAGAGUGGCUUCGUCUCUCGCAGGGCUCAGGGGUGAGGCAUCUCCCAUAGCUACCUUUCUCCGAGAGCAGCUGGUCUCACCAAGCUCUGCCCGGCGCCAACUAUUCUCCCCCUCCUCCACCACCUCCUCCAAGAAGACCCCAGGGAAGCUAGGCAGUGGUACACCGACUAGACCCAUCCCCAUUGCUCCCAAGCCUGCAGUAGGCUCCUCGGGAGGGACCAGCGGUGGAGUGGGAGGAGGGACGGUGACAGUCACUCUACUCAGGGACUAUCUCCAGCAGCAGCAUAGUAGCAUCAGUCAGCAGCUCCAGGGGGCAAUUUCGCCAGGGACUUCCCCAUCAUCAGGAGGUAGCCCGGGGAGGUUGGACCCGGCAUCUCCGCUGCGGUUGGCGGUGAGCAUGGCGUCUGCGGGGACCCAGACCUCUCCGUGUCGGCCCCUGUCGUCAAACCUCGUCGGCUCCUCCCAUCACUCUCUCAAUGGCCGGUCUACUGUCUCCUGGCAGAAACCUCUCUGCCAUCGCUCAGGCUGUAAACCUCAGUCUGUCAUCUGGAGGGAAGCCAGCCCCGACUGGAUUAGUCCCGGCAUCUCGCUGCCCUCAAUCUUCAUCCCUCUCCUCCUCCUCCAUCCCCCUCUCCCCUCCCAUCCCCAGUGUCUCCAUCACACCCUCACCAUCCAAGACGCCACGGCAACAACAAGGCUCCGCCCACUCUCACAUCUCCACCCCCUCCACCCUCACCAAAUCCUCGAGCCCCCCUCGUCCCAAGAAAACGGGCUCCUUGGCCCUGUUCUACAGGAAGGUGUAUAUGACAGGUCACCUGAGGAUCAAGGACCUGUGUGAGAGGCUGGACCAGAGCGUCGACUUCCACCAGAAGGUGUGGACGUGUUUUGAUACGCCAUGCUCCAGGCCCCGGACCUGAUGAGGACAGACACCUGGAUCAGAUCAUCAUGUGCUG
Molecule: messenger RNA, 3255 nt
Organism: Geodia barretti
Lineage: Eukaryota; Metazoa; Porifera; Demospongiae; Tetractinellida; Geodiidae
Source: the annotation of a GenBank genome assembly